Molecule: messenger RNA, 3471 nt
Organism: Phialemonium atrogriseum
Lineage: Eukaryota; Fungi; Ascomycota; Sordariomycetes; Cephalothecales; Cephalothecaceae
Product: ubiquitin carboxyl-terminal hydrolase-domain-containing protein
Exons: 10
Coding region: 1-3471 (1156 amino acids)
Biological process (GO): nuclear-transcribed mRNA poly(A) tail shortening; mRNA processing
Cellular component (GO): P-body; PAN complex
Molecular function (GO): protein binding; poly(A)-specific ribonuclease activity; nucleic acid binding
Source: RefSeq, a predicted model, not a curated record
AUGGACGCUGACUGGGACGAGGUCUCGCGCGUCGCCUUUCCGCCGCCUGGCGCGAACGAAUUCCCUCGACCAGUUUCGACCCUCGCGUUCGAUACGAGCCAGGAGCUCCUCUGGACUGGCAAUGACAGGGGCCGAGUCGCGUCCUUCUAUGGGACCGAACUUCAACGUUACACAUCGUUCAGAGCACACCCUCCCUCCGAUGGCCCCGUCCGCCAGCUGCUUUUCCACGACAAGGGCGUCAUCGCCCUGGGGCCCCGGAGCAUCCAUAUGGCCCUGCGAAGGGGUCCCAAAUUGUGGAAUAUUCGACACGAGGCCAUGAGAGAUUUGUACUGUAUGAGUUUCACGUCCAAGGGAGCCUCGGAGAUCCUAGUAGCCGGUUGGCAGGACACCAUGUUUGUCGUCGACGUCAAUAAGGGGGAGAUCGUGAAGCAGGUUGCGACCGAGCAUCAUUACACCAUAAUGAAGAAGAGCCGGUAUAUCUGUGCCGCAACCAAGACCGGCCAUGUCGACAUGUUGGACCCCCUGUCCUUCCGAGUUGUCAAGACCUGGCAUGCGCAUGUGGCCUACAUCAACGACAUGGAUGCCCAGAAUGAUUUCAUCGUCACCUGCGGCGGAUCCCAUAAACAGCAGGCUGCCCAGACAUACAUGCUCGACCCGUAUGUCAAUGUCUUCGAUCUUAAGAACAUGACCUCGAUGAGCCCGAUUCCCUUUCCGCCCCUAGCCGCCUACGUUCGCAUGCACCCGAGGAUGUUGACGACAAGCAUUGUCGUCUCUCAGCAAGGGCAGAUGCACGUUGUCGACAUCAUGAAUCCCAACACCAGCAAUGUUCGUUAUGCAAAUGUCUUGUCGUUCCUGAAUAUGGUAGAUAUAGCGCCGUCCGGAGAAGCCCUCGUCAUGGCCGACUCGGAGUGUAACAUUCAUCUGUGGGGGUCCCCGUCCAAGAUCCAUUUUGCCGAAUAUGCGACCCCCGUCGAGUUCGCGGAUACCGAAGAGCCAACCACUCAUGUCGACUGGUCCCCGGAUACGCCCUUAAACUCUGUCGGUAUGCCUUACUACCGAGAAGUCUUGCUCUCGGCUUGGCCGUCCCAUCUCCUUUCCGACGUUGGCGCCCCCGCCGUGAAGUACGACCCAGCUUUUCUGGCGAAUCUCAAGCAGACCGAGUGGGGUCUUUAUGGGCGCAACGCCCGUGGCUUACGCCGGAAUCAGGUCGAGAAUACUCGCUCCCUGAGUCGGUCUGCCAAUUCCAUGCAAGCGCCGAAGUUCCUGAGCGAGAAGGCUCGCGAAUCAGUGAAGUCUUCGGGGUGGAACCGACCCCCAGAGACCACAGCCGAACAGGCUCCAGAACCGUCAUCCAACCGGGAACUAGAGAGUCUGAAGCCGGACCCUCCGCCCAUGUACACGAACGUUGAGAUCAAAUACAGCAAAUUCGGCGUUGACGAUUUCGACUUUGGAUUUUACAACAGGACCCGAUUUGCGGGUCUUGAAAACCACAUAGCGAAUUCGUAUGCCAAUUCGCUUUUGCAGGUGAUGAAUUAUACCCCCCUAUUGCGAAAUCUGGCUCUCCAGCAUACUGCCACUCCCUGUCUAAGCGACCCUUGCUUGCUGUGCGAACUGGGCUUCGUCUUCGAUAUGCUGCAGAAGGCCGAGGGUUCGACAUGCCAGGCGACGAACAUGCUGAAGGCGUUGAGUAACCAUCCUCAAGCGGCACCCCUCGGGCUUGUCGAGGAAGAUGCCCGCGGCCCAUCCCUGCCCAUCAUGGUACAGGGAUUAACCAGAUUCCUCCUCGACAGGAUAUCGCAUGAAUAUCGAAGCAUUGCCCCCGCUUCAACAACCUUGGAACAGGCGCUGUUCGGCCUGUCACCCCCCCUCAACCUGGACGACCUACUCUCCAGGGUUCUUGCGACCUCUGCGGACACCUCCAUCAGAUGUAUGAACUGUAGGAGCGAGACGACCAGGCCGGGAUCAACCUUCGUCAACGAUUUGAUAUAUCCCAUACAGAAGCCUCCGAUUAGGUCCGGCAGAGCCACUAGAACGACCUUCUCGCAGGUGCUCAAGCUGAGCGUCGAGCGAGAGACGACAUCCAAGGGUUGGUGCAGCAGAUGCCAGCGGUAUCAACCUCUGCAGACCCGAAGGACCAUCCACAACAUCCCUGCGGUCCUUACACUUAACGCGGCGAUAACAAGCCCCGACCAUCGGAGGCUAUGGGCAACUCCUGGGUGGCUUCCUGAGGAGAUCGGAAUCAUCGUCGAUCAGGGCCAAUUCUUUUGUUAUGAGGGAGAGGAUUUGAAGCUCCAUCUUCAGCGCGGCAUCCACCAUAUCACCGUCUAUUCGCUCGUGGGUUUGGUCGUCAACGUCGAGUGUGAUCAGCCUCCGAAGUCGCAUCUAGUAGGCAUGAUAAACAUCUCGCAUGCGGAAGCGACGGCUCCGAGCGAUAGUCAGUGGCAUCUGUUCAACGACUUCUCUGUGCGGCCGGUAUCGACGGUCGAGGCAUUGACCUUCAAUGCUGCAUGGAAAAUGCCAUCGGUCAUGGUAUACCAGUUGAAGGCCGCGAAUAACAAGCUCAGCAGCGAGUGGAAGGAGAGGCUUGACACGUCGAUACUAUUCACGGAUCUCAGGCCCCCGUCAGCGGACAAGACGUACCGUGUCCUCGACUCGUCCGAGCGGCCGGGGGCCGGCACCAUUGUUGCUCUCGACACUGAAUUCGUGUCUCUAAAACAGCCAGAGAUCCAGAUGAACUCGGACGGGGAGAGAGAAACAAUCCGUCCCAUGUCUCACGCAUUAGCCAGAGUCUCGGUCGUUCGCGGAGCAGGGGAGAACGAAGGACUUCCCUUUAUCGAUGACUACAUUGCCAUCAAGGAACCGAUCGUCGACUACUUGACCUUCUACUCUGGUAUUACCCCUGGUGACCUGGAUCCCCGCACGACCAGGCACAACCUCAUUCCCCUGAAGGCUGCGUACAAGAAGCUUUGGGUGUUGUUGAACCUGGGCUGCAAGUUUCUAGGCCACGGCCUGAAACAGGAUUUCCGAGUUAUCAAUAUCCAAGUUCCAAGGGCGCAGAUCAUCGACACAAUCGAGCUCUUCUAUCUAAAGAGCCGCCUCCGCAAGCUGUCGCUGGCAUUCUUGGCUUGGUACCUGCUGAAAGAGGACAUCCAGACGGAGGGGCAUGACUCGAUCGAGGACGCAGGGACGGCCCUCAAGCUCUACCGCCGGUAUCUGGAGUUUGAAGAUGCCGGUAUACUGGAACCAAGGCUGGUAGAGAUCUACCGGGUAGGAAGAGAGAUGAACUUCAAGCCACCAAGGAAGGAUGAUCAAGCUGUCCAGCGGAUGGACACGCCUCCAAUAACCAUAGAUGGAGGCCCGGGUCCCAUAACACCUUCCCGUAGGGUGGCAGGUUCUGGGCAAGUGCCGGGGACCGUGUUUGGAGCCGCCGUGGCUUGGACUCCAGGGAAAGGGUCACCCAUGCGGGAGUGA